Molecule: messenger RNA, 2225 nt
Organism: Telopea speciosissima
Lineage: Eukaryota; Viridiplantae; Streptophyta; Magnoliopsida; Proteales; Proteaceae
Exons: 8
Coding region: 11-1966 (651 amino acids)
Molecular function (GO): mRNA binding; translation initiation factor activity
Source: RefSeq, a predicted model, not a curated record
GAGAGAGAACAUGAAGCGAAGAGAAGCGAAGGGAAGAGGAAGAAUGUCGAAGAAGAAAGCUUUCAGCGGCUCCACCAUGACGCUGAAAGACUUUCAUGGCGGCUCCAUCCCCUCUGAUCUUCCGCUACCUUCUGCUCCCGGAGUGUAUUCCAGCAUUGUAAGACCUUCCGAUCGUCCUGGUUUCGAACGUCAGAUGCCGACCUCCUGGGGAAACCCUAUGGGCAGAUCCGAUCAUCGUUCGCGGCCAGGAUCUUCUGGUGCGACUCGUAAUUUUGACGAGAAAGCUUCUCUCCUGUCGCAUCCUCCACACCUCGGCCGGAACUUCGAUGAGGAUGAACGCAAGCCAUUGGAUGGCGUGUCUGUCCCACGUCGAUCCGUCAGUGAUGAAAGCCUUCGUGUUCCUCCUAGUGGUCCAGAACAGAAGGCAGAUUCUAUAUCUGCUGGGAAGUUCACUGGACAGAUUUCAACAUCUGUUUCUCAUUCACCAGGUGUGGCUCCCAGUUCCUUCCCGGCGAGAUUCACUGGAGCAGCUUCCAUGGGGAUGAACACGCAUAUCCAAGCUGGUAAUAAUGGUCAGGCUUCUGCUAGUUCUCAUCCAAAUGCGUGGGGGACAAGGAAGGAGGUUGUCGGUGUCUGUGAGCCGGUGCCUUCUGCUACCUUGUCUGGUCCUAGUGUUAUCUCCAGGUUUGCACAAGCUAGCGCCCUUGAAAAGGUAUCAUCGGGUAGAUGGCAAACUAAGCAUCCGAUCCAUCAUUCUCCUGAUAUUGAAGUAAUUAGAUACUCUGACACAGAGAGUGAUUGUCACUCGAAAGAUAACAAUGCAUAUAUUGGUGUCACCCCAAUCAGUGAAAGGGGUGACCACGAUGCAAUGCGUGGAAGUUUUACUGAAAGGGGUAGCAUUGCUGAUGAUAGUGUUCGCGGUAGUGGGAGGGAAUUGCCAGAUUAUGAGAGGGUGAGAUCUCCCUUGUAUCUGGAGGCAAAAGACAGGGCGAGGUCUCCGAUAUAUCUAGAAGUAAAAGAUGGGAGCUUGCCGAUCUAUCCUAAUGCUGUUCGGCCUGCUUCCACUGAAGGUAAAUUUGCCGGGUCCCAAACUCAACCAUCAGUGCCUCCAGAAGUAUCUGAGAGGCCUAAACUGAAGCUCCUUCCUAGGUCAAAGCCUUUGGAGACUUCAGAAGCACCAGUUGUGGAAUUUAAGCAGCAGGGGUACCAAUCUGUUCAUGUGGAAGUUGUCAAUGAAUCAUUUGCAAAUGCAAAUCCUCCAAAACCAGGGUCAGCUGGUGCCGAAAUGGGGAACCGGACAGUUGAGCGCCCCAAAUUGAAUUUAAAACCCCGUUCACAACCUCUAGAUCAUGCUGAAGAAAGUGUUGAAAGAGAGAGGAAGGCAUUGUUUGGUGGUGCUCGCCCUCGAGAAUUCGUUCUGAAGGAGCGUGGUAUUGAUGAUGUAGCGAUCAACAAUCUUGACACUACUCAACAACCUACCAGGAUUAAGCAUGAACUUAACAAGACUGAAAUAAAGCCUGAAGUUGCAGUUCCCUCUGCCAGAUACGGUGACAGGGCUGAGAAUUUCACGCUUGAUCAGAGAAUUGGAAGGGAUUCUGAGAGGAAAGAUCACCAACUGGACAAUGAGAAAACGGAGAUGCAGAGGGGUUCUUGGAGGAAUGAGAACCGGAGGAAUAUUAAGGAGACUGAAAAGCUGCAGGACCGACGGUCUGAGCCUGAGACAUGGCGUAAACCUGUUGAGCAAGCUAAACCAGCUCUGCCUGAUGCUCCAGGUUUACGCUAUGGGAAAGCAGCUACUGCCUUAGAGCUUGCUCAAGCAUUCUCUAGGUCAAUCUCUGAUGCCAAGGCAGCUGAUCGGUUGUCUGGCCAGAUGACUGGCCGGAACCAGACACCUUUUUCUCGAUUGACAGAUACUCGAGACUUCUAUUCAGGGCCUACACGAAGGCGUCAGAUCAAUGGUUACUAAGUAUGAGAGCAUGGAUGUGGCAAUUAUUUACUCAAAUUCAUAGCAUUGUAAAUUUGGAAGAGAUGAGCGUGUCCCUCGUUCUCUCUCCAUAGGGCAUGCAGCUGAGAAUUUUCAGGCUCACAGAUUGUUAAAAAGAUGGAUUUGACUGUUUCAGGUUGGGUGCGUUUGUUUCCUGCUUCCCCACCAUUUCCAUUUAUGUUCUGUUUUUAAGCUUUUGAAGAAUAUCUAAGAUCCGGGAAGAAAAACAGCUUUUUUCUUA